Messenger RNA from Ectocarpus siliculosus, 627 nucleotides. The record is from the annotation of a GenBank genome assembly. Lineage: Eukaryota; Phaeophyceae; Ectocarpales; Ectocarpaceae.
AUGAAGGAUGCCACCCAGGUGGUGUGCAGAGUCGCGGAUCGGCCGCACCGCGACCUCAUCUCGGUCGAAUCAGGCUACGGAACCCCCCCGGCCCUGGAGGGGCGCUCCUGCCUCUACGUCUUGCGCUACUCGGCGCUACUUGGCGGCGGAGGAGGCAACGGUGCCAGCGGCGGCGGCGACGAAGGGCGUGGAGUUGGACGAGAGCCCUCCUCAGAAGCUGUCGUGGCGGAGGGGGGAGGAGGACACGCACACGGGGAAGCAAGAACAUUGUCGGGGGAGGGGGAGACUGAGGUCGGGAAGCCUUCCUCUGCCGGCGGGGGAACGGGCAAGGGCAAGGGCAAGGAGGACGAGGGGGAGGAAGAAGCCGGCGUUUGGUUCUACGUCGGAGAGAGCGACUGCAUCCGGGAGAGGCUCAAGCGGCACGCCAAGAGGUGGGGAGACGGCAGGGGCAGCGGCGGCGGUGGCGGCGCAAGAUCCUUCAAGCUGGACGCCGUGGUUGUCCCAGUGGAGAACAGGAGCGAGGCCCGGCGGCUGGAAACAGCCUUGAUUCGGGCUAUGAAGGACGAAGGCUUCCACCUCGUGUCGGACAAGGAUGGCUCUAGGACCCACUUCUCUUCUUGGAAAUAG